Molecule: messenger RNA, 2310 nt
Organism: Paramisgurnus dabryanus
Lineage: Eukaryota; Metazoa; Chordata; Actinopteri; Cypriniformes; Cobitidae
Gene: csf1b
Product: colony stimulating factor 1b (macrophage)
Cellular component (GO): membrane
Molecular function (GO): cytokine activity; growth factor activity
Source: RefSeq, a predicted model, not a curated record
UCAGUAGACAGGGGUUGUUUAAUCAUUAGGUCCCUUGAAACAAGAAUGUGCACAGGAAUUUCAAUUUUGGGGUUCGAGCUGUUUUACUUAGACAGUUGAUUAAUUCAGUUAUGAGCCCUUUUAGCCCUAACUCUGUACACUAUUGAUCUGCUCAAAUGUGACUAAUUGAGGAUUAUAAUCUUCUCCUGCUGGAUCUGUGAGCCAGAUGACCAACACCACGUCCCUUCACUAUAAAACCAAGGGGAAGAUUGUUUGUGCUCUUAUGCUGCUGUGUGUUCAUUUUUCUAUGAUGGACAUCCCUGGUCCUUGCAAGCAUGCCAUAACCACGGACCACAUCCUUCAACUGAAACACAUGAUCAAUAACCAGCUGCGGACCAGCUGUUCAAUCGCAUACACGUUCAUUGAGAGGAAACACUUGAGUGUGGUUUGCUAUGUGAAAGCCACGCUGCCGAGGGUGCUUGAACUGUUAAAUGUCCACUUCACAUACAUGCGAGGAUCAGGAAGUGCUCUGGCAGUGGUUUCCAUCCAAAACCUUAUUCUGAACAUCUACUCCCAUCACUGUAUACCUUCACUAAAUGAGGAACUGGAGGAGAUCCCGGUGGCAUUUGAGAAGCAGUACAAAGAGACUCCUGUCCAGGCGCUUUUAAGAGUGGAGGAGGUUCUGUCUCUAUACCUGCAUCUCAUCACAACCUCCAACACAUCUAUAAACUGGACCUGCGGGCACGAGUACGGCAGCAUUAUGCAUGAGUACAGCAGUAUUAUGCCCUCUACUGUAUCCCAGCUCACCACUGGCACAGAGGCGGCGGUGGGGUUAUCCAGACAAGCUCCUCGGGGGUCCGUAAGCGAUGAUUUCUACAGGCUGGGGUUCAUUUUGGUCUCCAUCUGUGGAGGAUUUUUCAUCCUUCUCACUGUCUACUGCCUCCUGAAGAGAAAGAAACUGCAACAUCAACUUCACAGAGCUUUAUCCGCAGACUGGGGAUUACAAGUUGUUGAAAAUUUUGGAACACAACAGCAAGAAUGUCAGAUGUCCAACCAUCAAAGCAGCUUUGGCUCGGACCUCUCCACUGAUCUCUAACAGAGCUGAUGCCUCUUUUGGACACCAAAAACAACAAACAGACUGUGAUACUUUUCAGAAACCGCACUACUACAUCAUCUAAUGGUUUGCAUUAACUAGAAGGAAAUCCACUUAUUGAGCACUUUAUUAUAAGAACGCUUUACAAAUAACUCGGAAUGGGGUCUCCCUUUAUUCCAAAAACAGUCACAUUCCCUCAAGAUUCCAGUACCCCUUGACAUGACCAGCCAACACAAUUUUCAUUCAUGCUGUAAACUUUCUAUUCAGAUCCAGUGACUGUGAAGGAAACUUUAAACUUUAUCCAGUUCAAGACCUUGCUUUUUUGCUUACAUGAUGGAAAAUCAUCUUGCCAGUUAUUUUUGACCAAAACAACAUGUAAAAAAAUGCAAGUUUAUUUUGGCUAGUGGGAUACUCUGGACUAAUAAUGUUGUAAUCUGAUGUGUUGUGCAGUUUCAGAUGCUAUUCUUCUCAGUACAUCUCUUUCAGACAGCUACAGUAGUAUUUCUGUCAGCUCAAAGCAAUCUGGCCUUUCUCGCCUCCAAACUCUUCAUCAAAAAGGCAUUUGCAUUGAGGAAACUGUAGCUCGCUGGGUGUUUUCACUUUAAUCGUUGUUGUGUGUGAAAAUCCCGGGAGAAAUAUUUAAACCAUCUGGCCUUUUGGCACCAACAGUAGUGCCACAUUAAAAAUCAAUGUGAACAAUUCUUCCCUUCUCCUAUUUAGUUAAACGUUACACUUCCACUACACAAGCUCUUCGGAUAAUCACACGGCGGUCCUCAUAAAGUGCUCAUAUAUGUCGAUUUACAAUGUAUGUCUCAUAUGGCAUAAUCAUUUGCUCAUAAUCACUCACUUACUUGGAGCUUGUAAAUAUGUAAAUAUAUGUUUUCAUGAACAUCUGAACUUCUGGAAAUGUCAUAGUCAGUAUUGCAUAUUCAAAGUUGCCACAUGUACAUCAAUCCACUCAUGCAAAAUGCAUUUCAAACCUAGACUGGAAGUGUUACCAUCAAUAAAUACGUAAACAGAAAGAAUUUAUUUGACUGUUUGUUCUAUAAUUCAGGUAAAAUGUUGCUUAUGUUCAUGUGUGGACAACUUAUGCUGUAAAAGCCUGAUUGUUUAAAGCUUUUAAAUAGAAAGCACAUUUCACAGUGAAAUAGUUUCCAAAAACUGUGAAAUUCUGUCAUUAUGUAUACCUUCCUUCAUUUUCUUCCAAACUCUUACCUUUUCAAUCUGCACGAAAAACA